AUGAAAUUUGAACAAUUACCAAAUGAAAUAUUCGUUGAAUGCUUUCAAUAUCUCAAUGCACCUGAUAUCUUUUAUUCAUUUGAUCGAUUAAAUUAUCGGUUUUACAUACUUAUUCGAAACAUUCAUUUACAUCUCAAUUUUGAACAAGUUAAAAAGCCUUUAUUCGAUGAAUUUUGUCAAAUAAUACGAAUAAAUCCGAAAAUAAAACGAAACAUCAUUUAUUUAAAAUUAUUAAAUAUAGGUAAUGGUGAACAGAUUGAAUCAUUUUUGUCAUUAUUUCCAUUAAAUGAAUUUAUUUGCCUUCGAUCAUUAUCAUUUAUUAGCAACGUUUUUGAUUAUACUGGCCAAAAGCAAGAACAAGUCUCACCUAUGUUAACCUUAUUACCUGAUUUAUACCGAUUUUAUGCUCCUAAAUGGAAGAUAGAAGCAGAAGCUAUAUCUAAAACGAAAAUACAAGUGUUAACAUUAUGGAAGUAUUGCCCAACAUCUUUUCAUCCAAUAUUGGCAGUUACAUCGUCAUUUACAUCAUUAAGAAUUCUUUUCUGUUCUGCAUGUGAGUUACAGUUAAUAUUGAAUUAUACACCGAUGUUAAAAUAUAUAAAAAUUGACAGAUUUACAGAAUAUGAUAAGCCAUAUGAUAUACAUUAUGGUAUGCAAUAUAAUAUGAAACAUAAUAUGCAAUGUAGUGCUGAUGGGAGCUAUAAAUAUGAUUUUAGUAAGAUAUGUGCUGUUCGUUUGAAACAGUUACAUCUAGACCAUUCUGUGACUUCUUUUGAAUUUAUCGAACAGUUGUUAAAAUGUUUUCCAAACCUGAAAAUCUUUUCAAUUGUUGCUAUAAGUGCUCGCAAUAUGAUUGAUGCUGAUCGAUGGCAACGUCUCAUCAAAUUUUCAUUACCACUAUUACGUGUAUUCAACUUUAACUUUGGUUGCUACGAUUCUGAAUCUUACGAUAAUAUGUUAAUCAAGCUUUCACCAUUUCAAACUGAUUUUUGGUAUCAACAUAAUUGGUAUAUCACUUAUGCAAUCGAUGAUGAAUCUACAUCAGUUUAUACUAUACCAUACUCAUUUACUCACUAUACAUUAACACCUACUAUGAAAAAAUAUAGUAGCUCAUCAACAAAUGGUUUGAACGAAUUUGAUAAUGUUAAGUCUUUAUCUUUAUUUGCUGGUGCAAUUAGAGAUGAUUCAUCAUGGUAUUUUCGAAAUAUUCAAUCAAUAAGUUUAGCAAGUACUGAGAAUCAUCGUAAUGAAGACAAUGAGUACGAAUUCAAAAUAGAACAUUUGAAGAAGAUGGUCAACUUAUUAAAUAUCACAAGACUGGAAAUUACAGAAAGAUGUGGAAUUAAACCAGAAUUACUGUUUGAAAUAUUAAAGCAAAUGCCAAAUAUAUCAUCAUUAAUCUUAAAGAAGAAAAUUGUAAGUUCAUUUUACACCAAUCACGAACUCUGUGAAUUUUUAAACAAAAAGAUUAAAAUGUUGGAUUAUACUAAUCCAUAUUAUUAUCCAUAUAAUUGUCCAUAUUAUUAUCAAUAUAAUAAAAUUCAAGAUAUAGAUUGGUUUUGUAAAACAUUUUCAAAUGUCGAAGAUCUUCAUUGUCAUAUCGAUAAUGUUGAUGAUGUUUUAUUGAUAUUAACAAAAUGUUCCAAAUUAUCAAUAAUAAAAAUCGAAUGCGUUAAUCAAUCAAUCUUUACAUGGUUUAAACUCAAUGCAAGAACAUUUAACGUUUACAUUAAUUAUGAACUAAAAUCUUAUAGAACACGAUAA
Adineta steineri is the source of this 1764-nucleotide messenger RNA. Lineage: Eukaryota; Metazoa; Rotifera; Eurotatoria; Adinetida; Adinetidae. The record is from the annotation of a GenBank genome assembly.